Molecule: messenger RNA, 1908 nt
Organism: Lactuca sativa (garden lettuce)
Lineage: Eukaryota; Viridiplantae; Streptophyta; Magnoliopsida; Asterales; Asteraceae
Gene: TBL7
Product: TRICHOME BIREFRINGENCE-LIKE 7
Cellular component (GO): Golgi apparatus
Molecular function (GO): O-acetyltransferase activity
Source: RefSeq, a predicted model, not a curated record
CAAAUAUUUGUUUCACUAUUUUUCUGUCUUUUUACGAUUCUACCCUGGAUCCUAUCUAAAAACGAGUUAUUGCAUACGUGGGAUCGUAAUUCACACCUCUUUUACUUUUGAUAUUUCCCCAAGAAUCACCUACCAAACGUAGUUGGUUUCACCAGAUUUAUAGACUUUACAAUUUACAUACACAUCAUCACGUUCAAGCAUUUUCAUAUCAAUGGCGACCACCACUGAAAUUACCAAAACGCCCUCCUCUCCCCCUCAAAUAUUUCUUCCUUCGAAACUUUUUUGUUACUCAACCAAUGAUUCACUGCAACCACAAUUGACAACAAGGUAAGAUCUUCUAUUAAUGAUCACUUCUUGUGCAGAAUCUCUUGGGUGGGUUUAACUUCAAAGUUCAGUUUCUAGGGUUUCUUUCAAGUUUCAAGUGCUCAUUCUUCGUUAUUGAUCAGAUUGCUUGGAUUUGGUUAAAGGUUUGAUGCGAUUUUGUUUACUACCAUUUUUUAGGUUAUUCUAAGAAUUGAAAUUUGGGGAAAAUCAAAUGCUUAAUAGAGUCUAUUCAGCUUCCCCUGGAUAUUUUAGGUCUUCUGUGAAUUGGGCACAUUGUAAAAGAUCUCGUUUUAGGUCGAUCAACAGAUUCAAUGUGAUUAGCUCUUGUUUAUUUAUAGUGUUAGCUAUAACUUGUGUUUAUAUAUACUUGUAUGAAGCUGUUCCAUCACCUGUAAUUCUUGAAAAAAACACGAUCAACGAUUUACAAGAAUCAAACGGUAUUUGUGAUCUGUAUGAUGGAACUUGGGUUGUUGAUGAAACUUACCCUUUAUAUAAUGCAUCCGAGUGUCCUUUUGCUGAGACAAGUUUUAAUUGUUUAGCAAAUGGUCGAAGAGAUAAAGGGUACCUCAAAUGGAAAUGGAAGCCCAAAAAUUGUGAUAUUCCUAGGUUUAAUGUAGGGGUAAUUUUGGAAAAACUUCGUGGGAAACGAAUUGUGUUUGUUGGUGAUUCUUUGAGUAGGACUCAAUGGGAGUCUAUGAUAUGCUUGCUCAUGAAUGGCGUGGAAGAUAAAAAAAGUGUUUAUGAAGUCAAUGGGAACAAGAUAAGUAAAAAAAUUAGGUAUUUGAGUGUUCGAUUUCAUUCUUUUAAUUUCACAAUCGAAUUCUAUCGAUCUGUUUUUCUUGUGAAAAUUGGAUCAGUCCCAAAACGUUCACCAAAAAGGGUUCGAUCCACAAUUAAACUUGAUGAGUUGGAUGGAAUUAGCUCAAAAUGGAUCGAUUCAGACAUUUUAGUGUUCAAUACAGGCCAUUGGUGGAAUCGUGCAAAACUUUUUGAAAUGGGUUGUUAUUUUAAAGUUGGGGGAAGGUUGAAACUUGGAAUGUCAACAAUGUCAGCAUAUACAACAGCAUUGAACACUUGGGCUUCAUGGGUCGAAAAUAUGGUGGAUACGGAUAGGACCCGUGUGUUCUUUAGGACUUUUGAAGGCAGCCAUUGGAGCGGGCAAAAUGGUCACACAUGUGAAGUUACGGAAAAGCCCUUGUAUAGAAGUAACAUGGAAUACAGAAAUAAUUUUUCGGAUAUUAUAAAAAGUGUGGUGAAUAAUAUGUCGGUUCCUGUAACUACAAUGUACGUGACACCCAUGGGAUCGUUUCGUAGUGAUGCACAUGUUGGUACUUGGAGUGAUAAUCCAACGGUUCCUGAUUGUAGCCAUUGGUGUCUACCUGGAGUCCCUGAUGCAUGGAAUCAAAUCCUUUUUUCAUAUCUAUGAAACUACAACAUGCUCACUUGACUCUGACUAUUAUAACAAAUUUAAUUAAUUUGUUGUUGUGCAAUGCUCACAUUUAAUAAUUGGUUUCUCAGAUUUUUACAUACAUUACGUGUUUUACCACAAGUUUGAUUAGUGUGAUGUAUUCUGAUUUUCUUUCA